AUGGCCUUCAGUGCGGUGGUUGAGAGUGUGGUGGUUGUGGUGGUUGAGAGUGCGGUGGUUGAGAGUGCGGUGGUUGAGAGUGCGGUGGUUGAGAGUGCGGUGGUUGAGAGUGUGGUGUUUGUGGUGGUUGAGAGUGUGGUGGUUGAGAGUGUGGUGGUUGAGAGUGUGGUGAGUGCGGUGGUUGAGAGUGCGGUGGUUGAGAGUGCGGUGGUUGAGAGUGUGGUGAGUGUGGUGGUUGUGGUGGUUGUGGUGGUUGAGAGUGUGGUGGUUGAGAGUGUGGUGGUUGAGAGUGCGGUGGUUGAGAGUGCGGUGGUUGAGAGUGCGGUGGUUGAGAGUGCGGUGGUUGAGAGUGUGGUGGUUGAGAGUGUGGUGGUUGAGAGUGUGGUGGUUGAGAGUGUGGUGGUUGAGAGUGUUGUGGUUGUGGUGGUUGAGAGUGCGGUGGUUGAGAGUGUGGUGGUUGUGGUGGUUGAGAGUGUGGUGGUUGAGAGUGCGGUGGUUGAGAGUGCGGUGGUUGAGAGUGCGGUGGUUGAGAGUGUGGUGUUUGUGGUGGUUGAGAGUGCGGUGGUUGAGAGUGUGGUGGUUGAGAGUGCGGUGGUUGUGGUGGUUGAGAGUGUGGUGGUUGAGAGUGUGGUGGUUGAGAGUGUGGUGAAUGAGAGGGUGGUGGUUGAGAGUGUGGGGGUUGAGAGUGUGGGGGUUGAGAGUGUGGUGGUUGUGGUGGUUGAGAGUGAGGUGGUUGUGGUGGUUGAGAGUGCGGUGGUUGAGGUGGUUGAGAGUGUGGUGGUUGAGAGUGUGGUUGUUGAGAGUGUGGUGGUUGAGAGUGCGGUGGUUGAGAGUGCGGUGGUUGAGAGUGCGGUGGUUGAGAGUGUGGUGUUUGUGGUGGUUGAGAGUGUGGUGGUUGAGAGUGUGGUGGUUGAGAGUGUGGUGGUUGAGAGUGCGGUGGUUGAGAGUGUGGUGGUUGAGAGUGUGGUGGUUGAGAGUGUGGUGGUUGAGAGUGUGGUGGUUGAGAGUGCGGUGGUUGAGAGUGUGGUGGUUGAGAGUGCGGUGGUUGUGGUGGUUGAGAGUGCGGUGGUUGAGAGUGUGGUGGUUGUGGUGGUUGAGAGUGUGGUGGUUGAGAGUGCGGUGGUUGAGAGUGUGGUGGUUGUGGUGGUUGAGAGUGCGGUGGUUGAGAGUGUGGUGGUUGUGGUGGUUGAGAGUGUGGUGGUUGAGAGUGCGGUGGUUGAGAGUGCGGUGGUUGUGGUGGUUGAGAGUGCGGUGGUUGAGAGUGUGGUGGUUGUGGUGGUUGAGAGUGCGGUGGUUGUGGUGGUUGGGAGUGUGGUGGUUGAGAGUGUGGUGGUUGUGGUGUUUGAGAGUGUGGUGGUUGAGAGUGUGGUGGUUGAGAGUGUGGUGUUUGAGAGUGCGGUGGUUGAGAGUGUGGUGGUUGUGGUGGUUGAGAGUGCGGUGGUUGAGAGUGUGGUGGUUGUGGUGGUUGAGAGUGUGGUGGUUGAGAGUGUGGUGGUUGAGAGUGCGGUGGUUGAGAGUGCGGUGGUUGUGGUGGUUGAGAGUGCGGUGGUUGAGAGUGUGGUGGUUGUGGUGGUUGAGAGUGCGGUGGUUGAGAGUGUGGUGGUUGAGAGUGCGGUGGUUGUGGUGGUUGAGAGUGUGGUGGUUGUGGUGUUUGAGAGUGUGGUGGUUGUGGUGGUUGAGAGUGUGGUGGUUGUGGUGGUUGAGAGUGUGGUGGUUGUGGUGGUUGAGAGAGUGGUGAGUGCGGUGGUUGAGAGUGUGGUGGUUGAGAGAGUGGUGGUUGAGAGUGUGGUGGUUGAGAGUGUGGUGGUUGUGGUGGUUGAGAGAAGUGUGGUGGUUGAGAGUGCGGUGGUUGAGAGUGCGGUGGUUGUGGUGGUUGAGAGUGUGGUGGUUGAGAGUGUGGUGGUUGAGAGUGUGGUGGUUGAGAGUGCGGUGGUUGAGAGUGUGGUGGUUGUGGUGGUUGAGAGUGCGGUGGUUGAGAGUGUGGUGGUUGUGGUGGUUGAGAGUGCGGUGGUUGAGAGUGUGGUGGUUGAGAGUGUCGUGGUUGAGAGUGUGGUGGUUGAGAGUGUGGUGGUUGAGAGUGUGGUGGUUGAGAGUGCAGUGGUUCAGAGUGCGGUGGUUGAGAGUGUGGUGGUUGAGAGUGUGGUGGUUGUGGUGGUUGAGAGUGUGGUGGUUGAGAGUGCGGUGGUUGUGGUGGUUGAGAGUGCGGUGGUUGUGGUAGUUGAGAGUGUGGUGGUUGAGAGUGCGGUGGUUGUGGUGGUUGAGAGUGUGGUGGUUGUGGUGGUUGAGAGUGCGGUGGUUGAGAGUGUGGUGGUUGAGAGUGUGGUGGUUGUGGUGGUUGAGAGUGUGGUGGUUGUGGUGGUUGAGAGUGUGGUGGUUGUGGUGGUUGAGAGUGUGGUGGUUGUGGUGGUUGAGAGAGUGUGGUGGUUGAGAAGUGUGGUGGUUGAGAGUGCGGUGGUUGAGAGUGCGGUGGUUGUGGUGGUUGAGAGUGUGGUGGUUGAGAGUGUGGUGGUUGAGAGUGUGGUGGUUGAGAGUGUGGUGGUUGAGAGUGUGGUGGUUGAGAGUGCGGUGGUUGAGAGUGCGGUGGUUGAGAGUGUGGUGGUUGAGAGUGUGGUGGUUGUGGUGGUUGAGAGUGUGGUGGUUGAGAGUGCGGUGGUUGUGGUGGUUGAGAGUGCGGUGGUUGAGAGUGUGGUGGUUGAGAGUGUGGUGGUUGUGGUGGUUGAGAGUGUGGUGGUUGUGGUGGUUGAGAGUGUGGUGGUUGUGGUGGUUGAGAGUGUGGUGGUUGUGGUGGUUGAGAGAGUGUGGUGGUUGAGAGUGCGGUGGUUGUGGUGGUUGAGAGUGUGGUGGUUGUGGUGGUUGAGAGAGUGUGGUGAGUGUGGCGUUGAGAGUGUGGUGGUGGUUGAGAGUGUGGUGGUUGAGAGUGCGGUGGUUGAGAGUGCGGUGGUUGAGAGUGUGGUGGUUGAGAGUGUGGUGGUUGUGGUGGUUGAGAGUGUGGUGGUUGAGAGUGCGGUGGUUGUGGUGGUUGAGAGUGCGGUGGUUGAGGUGGUUGAGAGUGUGGUGGUUGAGAGUGUGGUGGUUGAGAGUGCGGUGGUUGAUGUGGUGGUUGAGAGUGCGGUGGUUGAGAGUGCGGUGGUUGAGAGUGCGGUGGUUGAGAGUGCGGUGGUUGAGAGUGUGGUGGUUGAGAGUGCGGUGGUUGAGAGUGUGGUGGUUGAGAGUGUGGUGGUUGAGAGUGUGGUGGUUGAGAGUGCGGUGGUUGUGGUGGUUGAGAGUGCGGUGGUUGAGAGUGUGGUGGUUGUGGUGGUUGAGAGUGCGGUGGUUGAGAGUGCGGUGGUUGAGAGUGCGGUGGUUGAGAGUGCGGUGGUUGAGAGUGUGGUGGUUGAGAGUGCGGUGGUUGAGAGUGUGGUGGUUGUGGUGGUUGAGAGUGUGGUGGUUGAGAGUGGUGUGGGUGGUGUGGUGGUUGAGAGUGUGGUGGUUGAGAAUGUGGUGGUUGAGAGUGCGGUGGUUGUGGUGGUUGGGAGUGUGGUGGUUGAGAGUGUGGUGGUUGUGGUAGUUGAGAGUGUGGUGUUUGAGAGUGUGGUGAGUGUGGUGGUUGAGAGUGCGGUGGUUGAGAGUGCGGUGGUUGAGAGUGCGGUGGUUGAGAGUGUGGUGGUUGUGGUGGUUGAGAGUGUGGUGGUUGUGGUGGUUGUGGUGGUUGAGAGUGUGGUGGUUGUGGUGGUUGAGAGUGCGGUGGUUGAGAGUGUGGUGGUUGUGGUGGUUGAGAGUGUGGUGGUUGAGAGUGCGGUGGUUGAGAGUGUGGUGGUUGUGGUGGUUGAGAGUGCGGUGGUUGAGAGUGUGGUGGUUGUGGUGGUUGAGAGUGCGGUGGUUGAGAGUGCGGUGGUUGAGAGUGUGGUGGUUGAGAGUGUGGUGGUUGACAGAGUGGUGGGUGUGGUGGUUGUGGUGGUUGAGAGUGUGGUGGUUGAGAGAGUGGUGGUUGUGGUGGUUGAGAGUGUGGUGGUUGUGGUGGUUGAGAGUGUGGUGGUUGAGAGUGUGGUGGUUGUGGUGGUUGAGAGUGUGGUGGUUGAGAGUGCGGUGGUUGAGAGUGUGGUGGUUGUGGUGGUUGAGAGUGUGGUGGUUGUGGUGGUUGAGAGAGUGGUGGUUGUGGUGGUUGAGAGUGUGGUGGUUGUGGUGGUUGAGAGUGUGGUGAGUGUGGUGGUUGAGAGUGUGGUGGUUGAGAGUGUGGUGAUUGAGAGUGUGGUGGUUGAGAGUGUGGUGGUUGAGAGUGUGGUGGUUGAGAGUGUGGUGGUUGAGAGUGUGGUGGUUGAGAGUGUGGUGGUUGAGAGUGCGGUGGUUGAGAGUGCGGUGGUUGAGAGUGCGGUGGUUGAGAGUGCGGUGGUUGAGAGUGCGGUGGUUGAGAGUGCGGUGGUUGAGAGUGCGGUGGUUGAGAGUGUUGUGGUGGUUGAGAGUGUGGUGGUUGUGGUGGUUGAGAGUGCGAGUGUGGUGGUUGAGAGUGCGGUGGUUGAGAGUGCGGUGGUUGUGGUGGUUGAGAGUGCGGUGGUUGUGGUGGUUGGGAGUGUGGUGGUUGAGAGUGUGGUGGUUGUGGUAGUUGAGAGUGUGGUGUUUGAGAGUGUGGUGGUUGAGAGUGCGGUGGUUGAGAGUGCGGUGGUUGAGAGUGUGGUGGUUGAGAGUGCGGUGGUUGAGAGUGCGGUGGUUGAGAGUGCGGUGGUUGAGAGUGCGGUGGUUGUAGUGGUUGAGAGUGCGGUGGUUGUGGUGGUUGAGAGUGUGGUGGUUGAGAGUGUGGUGGUUGAGAGUGUGGUGGUUGUGGUGGUUGAGAGUGUGGUGGUUGAGAGUGCGGUGGUUGAGAGUGCGGUGGUUGAGAGUGCGGUGGUUGAGAGUGUGGUGGUUGUGGUUGAGAGUGUGGUGGUUGUGGUGGUUGAGAGUGCGGUGGUUGUGGUGGUUGAGAGUGCGGUGGUUGAGAGUGUGGUGGUUGUGGUGGUUGAGAGUGUGGUGGUUGUGGUGGUUGAGAGUGUGGUGGUUGUGGUGGUUGAGAGCGUGGUGGUUGAGAGUGUGGUGGUUGAGAGUGUGGUGGUUGAGAGUGCGGUGGUUGAGAGUGCGGUGGUUGAGAGUGCGGUGGUUGAGAGUGCGGUGGUUGAGAGUGCGGUGGUUGAGAGUGCGGUGGUUGAGAGUGUGGUGGUUGUGGUGGUUGAGAGUGUGGUGGUUGAGAGUGUGGUGGUUGAGAGUGUGGUGGUUGAGAGUGUGGUGGUUGAGACUGCGGUGGUUGAGAGUGUGGUGGUUGUGGUGGUUGAGAGAGUGGUGGUUGUGGUGGUUGAGAGUGUGGUGGUUGUGGUGGUUGAGCGUGUGGUGGUUGAGAGUGCGGUGGUUGAGAGUGUGGUGGUUGAGAGUGUGGUGGUUGAGAGUGUGGUGGUUGAGAGUGUGGUGGUUGAGAGUGCGGUGGUUGAGUGUGGUGUGCGGUGGUUGAGAGUGCGGUGGUUGAGAGUGUUGUGGUGGUUGAGUGUGGUGGUUGUGGUGGUUGAGAGUGCGGUGGUUGAGAGUGUGGUGGUUGAGAGUGCGGUGGUUGUGGUGGUUGAGAGUGUGGUGGUUGAGAGUGCGGUGGUUGAGAGUGCGGUCGUUGUGGUGGUUGAGAGUGCGGUGGUUGUGGUGGUUGAGAGUGCGGUGGUUGAGAGUGCGGUCGUUGUGGUGGUUGAGAGUGCGGUCGUUGUGGUGGUUGAGAGUGCGGUGGUUGUGGUGGUUGGGAGUGUGGUGUGUGCGGUGGUUGAGAGUGCGGUGGUUGAGAGUGCGGUGGUUGAGAGUGCGGUGGUUGAGAGUGUGGUGGUUGUGGUGGUUGAGAGUGUGGUGGUUGAGAGUGUGGUGGUUGAGAGUGCGGUGGUUGAGAGUGCGGUGGUUGAGAGUGCGGUGGUUGAGAGUGUGGUGGUUGAGAGUGUGGUGGUUGAGAGUGUGGUGGUUGAGAGUGUGGUGGUUGUGGUGGUUGUGGUGGUUGAGAGUGUGGUGGUUGAGAGUGUGGUGGUUGAGAGUGUGGUGGUUGAGAGUGUGGUGGUUGAGAGUGUGGUGGUUGUGGUGGUUGAGAGUGUGGUGGUUGAGACUGCGGUGGUUGAGAGUGUGGUGGUUGUGGUGGUUGAGAGUGUGGUGGUUGAGAGUGUGGUGAGUGUGGUGGUUGUGGUGGUUGAGAGUGCGGUGGUUGAGAGUGUGGUGGUUGUGGUGGUUGAGAGUGCGGUGGUUGAGAGUGUGGUGGUUGAGAGUGUGGUGGUUGAGAGUGUGGUGGUUGAGAGUGUGGUGGUUGAGAGUGUGGUGGUUGAGAGUGCGGUGGUUGAGAGUGCGGUGGUUGAGAGUGCGGUGGUUGAGAGUGCGGUGGUUGAGAGUGUGGUGGUUGAGAGUGCGGUGGUUGAGAGUGCGGUGGUUGAGAGUGCGGUGGUUGAGAGUGCGGUGGUUGAGAGUGUUGUGGUGGUUGAGAGUGUGGUGGUUGUGGUGGUUGAGAGUGCGGUGGUUGAGAGUGUGGUGGUUGAGAGUGCGGUGGUUGUGGUGGUUGAGAGUGCGGUGGUUGUGGUGGUUGGGAGUGUGGUGGUUGAGAGUGUGGUGGUUGUGGUGGUUGAGAGUGUGGUGGUUGAGAGUGCGGUGGUUGAGAGUGCGGUGGUUGAGAGUGCGGUGGUUGAGAGUGCGGUGGUUGAGAGUGCGGUGGUUGAGAGUGUGGUGGUUGUGGUGGUUGAGAGUGUGGUGGUUGAGAGUGUGGUGGUUGUGGUGGUUGAGAGUGUGGUGGUUGAGAGUGUGGUGGUUGAGAGUGCGGUGAGUGUGGUGGUUGUGGUGGUUGAGAGUGCGGUGGUUGAGAGUGCGGUGGUUGAGAGUGCGGUGGUUGUGGUGGUUGAGAGUGUGGUGGUUGAGAGUGCGGUGGUUGUGGUGGUUGAGAGUGCGGUGGUUGUGGUGGUUGGGAGUGUGGUGAGUGCGGUGGUUGAGAGUGCGGUGGUUGAGAGUGCGGUGGUUGAGAGAGUGGUGGUUGUGGUGGUUGAGAGUGUGGUGGUUGAGAGUGUGGUGGUUGUGGUGGUUGAGAGUGUGGUGGUUGAGAGUGCGGUGGUUGAGAGUCUGGUGGUUGUGGUGGUUGAGAGUGUGGUGGUUGAGAGUGCGGUGGUUGAGAGUCUGGUGGUUGUGGUGGUUGAGAGUGUGGUGGUUGAGAGUGUGGUGGUUGAGAGUGUGGUGGUUGAGAGUGUGGUGGUUGAGAGUGUGGUGGUUGUGGUGGUUGAGAGUGCGGUGGUUGUGGUGGUUGAGGUGGUUGAGAGUGUUACAGGUUGA
Messenger RNA from Knipowitschia caucasica, 7272 nucleotides. The record is from the annotation of a GenBank genome assembly. NCBI's taxonomy places the organism in Eukaryota, Metazoa, Chordata, Actinopteri, Gobiiformes, Gobiidae.